GCGCGUAGACCCCGAGGAUGUUGCUUUCCCAAUUUGGGGCCUUCUUUCGGAGGACCAACCUGGCGGUGUCGUCGAUCCUCGCCAAGCCCGAGUUCACCCUUGAGGAGCUCCUCGACGAGGAGAGCCUUGUGGACGAGGUUCGCCAGCAGGAUGGCGAGCUGGUCAAUUUUUUGAAGUUGCCCUCGACGCUCCGCGCCCUCCUCACCUAUGCGCUUGUACCGAACCCUGCUGCUGACGCUUCAGGAGAUGCUGCGACCGCAAGUGCUCCGUCUGCUGUCCAAGUUGCGGAAGAAUCCACGGACGCAGCCGCCACCACCGCCGACGACGGCGACGCCGACCCGACGACCGCCGAUGCCGAGCCGCAGGCGUCGCCGAACUCGCCCGCCGCCGCCGCCUCGUACGCCAAGUACGCCCGCGUCUCCGGCGCCGUCCUCGCCACCGCAGGCUGGCCGGUCUACGAGGCCUUUACCGAGGACCACUUGCAGCUGCUGUUCUCGGCGCUCCCGGAAAUUGUGGCCGGCGCCCUCGACGAGCGCUUCCCGGCGCCUGCCGACGAUGCCGCUGCUGCUACUCCUGACGACGCGCCGGCCGCCGCCGACGACGGGCCCGACGCUCUCGCCGACGGGCCCGACGCUCUCGCCGACGACGGAGCCGCCGACGGAGAUGCUGCCGCUGCCGCUGCCGCUUCUUCCGCUGCUGCCGACGCGCUUGCCAGCCCGACGUCCGACUCGAUGGACUCGAUGUCCGAGUCGGACGCUGCCGACGAGGCAGCAGACGAGAACGCCCGGGUCCGCGCCGACCGCUUUGGCGCCGUGUUCAACCUUGUCAUGCAGAACUGCGCGAGCGCGGCGUUUGCGGCCAUGAAGGCUCAGCCCGCGGUGUAUGCGCACCGGCACGGCGAGCUUGGCUGGCUCGCCGAGCAGAACCUGGUCGGCAAGAUUGUGGCCAAGUUUGACGCCAAGGCUGAGCCCGAGACGCAGGCUGUUGUCACCGCGACCUUUAUGUCGCUUAUCGACACGGUCGAGUCGCUGGAGAUUGCGGCGUCGUCCAUUGGGGCUUCCCUCACCGCCCCGCAGACGCUUUCGGCGCUGGUGACGUACGCCUCGACUCCCGAGACGCUUGCUUCGGGCUUUGACGCCCUCCUUCGAGUUCUUGCCCUUGCCGCCGACGCGCAGGUGAAGAAGCACAUGGCGCGCGGCGGCGGCGGCGACGACGUCGGCGUCGUUGGCGCCCAUGGCUACCCGUUCCCGCCGGGCGUGUUUGCCUCGCUCGCCGCGGCCUCGGCGCCGCCGAUGGACGACAUGGCGGGCGCCAUGGGUGGCAUGGUCGACUCGCCGGUCCCGGUCGAGAAGAAGCUCGGGACACAGUGGAAGACAUUGCGCGCAGCUUCGGCUCUCGGCGAGAUCGAGGAGCUUGUGGCCAUGGCUGUUCCGCUCGUCCCACUUCUUGUGGAGGACAUUCGCCGCGCCACCUCGACCUCGGAGCCGCUGGAGACUGCGUACUCGGCCACGCUCCCGCGCCGCGUCACCCUCGAGGCCAUGCACCGUAUCUCGGUCUUGGUCACCCUUGUCCAGAUCAACUCGCCCGCUAUCGAUCAGGCGCUUGUCGACCUUGACGUUGUCUCGCUCCUUCUCGACCUCUUUGUCGCCUCGCCCUCGAACAACGUCCUCCACACCGCCGUCACCAACUUUGUCCUCGGCAUCCUCCGCAAGUAUCCGGGCUCGUUCGCCCUCCCGGCCUCGGCCACCCACGCCGUCGACGUCGGCCGCAGUGGCGCCACCGUCGCCGACGCUACCGCUACGCUUGCGGCCGCUGAGGCCUACUCGGACGCCGCCGUCCCGGCCGUCGUCGCCGCCCUCCACGCUGCACUCGGGCCCGACGGCGCUGACCUGCCCGGCAAGCUUCUCGCCAAGUCGGCGGAGAACGCCGAGGCUGUCGCCUCACCCAAGGGCUUCCGCCUCCCCUCGAUGGGCCACGUGUGCAUUCUCGGCAACGCGCUCAACGCCUCGCCGUUCUUUGGCCCGCUCCUUGCCGACUCGGGCCCGUGGGCCGCCUUUGUCUCUGCAGAGCUCUCCACCUUUAACGAGCUCAACACCAAGCCCAUGGGCGCCGAGCUCACCGGCCCGCUGGCCUCGGACCCGCGCUACCACAUGGGCGGCUCCGACGGCUCGGGCGGCCCGGGUGACUUGGGCGGCAACGCAGGGAACGCCGGCUCGGGCGGAGGCUCAGGCGAGAUGCUCACCUCCAUCGAGGACCUGCAGAACAUCCUCUCGCAGCUCCUCGGGCCGGGCGCCGACCAGGCUCUCGCCGGCUUUGGCCAGGGCUCGGCCACCUUUGAUGAUGAUGACGACGACAUUGCCUUUGGCGCCGCCGUCGACGACGACGAUGGCGAGUACGACGACGGCAACCCGUUUGCCGACGGUGACUUUCAGUUUGGUCAGGUGAGCAUUCCUGACGAGUUUGACCCGGCCGAGGCCGUCGCUGACUCGGCUUCGACCGGCAUCGUCAUCCAGGACGGCGUCUCGCUCUCGGACGAAGACGAGGUCCCCUCCAGCGAACACGACAACUUUGUCGACGAUGACGCCGACGCCGCCGCCCUCCUCGAAGCCGACGACGAUGUCUCGGACGAUGACGACAAUGCCACGCCUGCUGCCGACGCCGACGCCGCGCCUGCCGCCAACGCCAGCGCUGAGGAUGCCGUGGCCGAUGGCGAGGCGUCACAGGCUUAG
Messenger RNA from Thecamonas trahens ATCC 50062, 2729 nucleotides. RefSeq lists its product as uncharacterized. Gene Ontology annotation, molecular function: protein phosphatase regulator activity; protein phosphatase binding. The record is from RefSeq and is a predicted model, not a curated record. Lineage: Eukaryota; Apusomonadida; Apusomonadidae. The transcript is spliced from 2 exons. Bases 18 to 2729 code for a protein of 903 amino acids.